Blastocystis hominis is the source of this 162-nucleotide messenger RNA. RefSeq lists its product as hypothetical. The transcript is spliced from 2 exons. Bases 1 to 162 code for a protein of 53 amino acids. Gene Ontology annotation, molecular function: protein binding. The record is from RefSeq and is a predicted model, not a curated record. Lineage: Eukaryota; Bigyra; Opalinata; Blastocystidae.
AUGCUUUUCUCCUUUUCCCUCAACGACUCGCGCUGCCUCACUGCCUCCAAAGGCGAGCAACUCAUCGUCUUCCUCCACAAAUCGCCGCCCGAUUGGUACCUCUGCCAGAACGCCCACGGGCAGCGUGGAAUCAUUCCUCGAAAUCGUCUUCGCGUGUAUUAA